This is a messenger RNA of Camelina sativa (false flax), 3497 nucleotides long. RefSeq names its product G-type lectin S-receptor-like serine/threonine-protein kinase SD1-29. NCBI's taxonomy places the organism in Eukaryota, Viridiplantae, Streptophyta, Magnoliopsida, Brassicales, Brassicaceae. Gene Ontology annotation, cellular component: plasma membrane. Gene Ontology annotation, molecular function: ATP binding; protein serine/threonine kinase activity. The record is from RefSeq and is a predicted model, not a curated record. Gene Ontology annotation, biological process: protein phosphorylation; recognition of pollen.
AUUCCCUUAAUUAGUUUUUUUAGAUCUGUUUAACUCAUCAACUUGCACGUUAUCUCUGUUAUUUGUAUUUCUCGAAGAAUGCAAAAUAACAAGUUCUAAACUUGUUUACUUUGUAGAAAGGUUGACUUAAAGACUUGUGAGUAGUUUAUGUGUAAUAAACACGGUAUUUAGAUUUAUGUGGACAGUAUAAGAUGGGAGAUUUCUUUGUCCAUUAAUUCUUCUUUUUUUGUUUCCAUUCUCGUACAUUGAGUCAACGGUCUAUUUUAGAGCUUGUUUAUAUUCAAAGAAGCAGUCUGAACAUCUUAAGAGGUUUUAGUUUAUUUUUUUCUCUUAGUCUCUCUCAAUGCUGAGUUCAUCCACAUGAAGUUUUGAAGAGAUCUUUGUAGGAGGAAGAGGAAUAUACAAGAAAAAGAUGGGUAUGGUUUUAUUUGCUUGCUUUCUCUUACUAAUCAUAUUCCCAACUUGUGGUUAUGCAGCUAUAAACACAACAAGUCCUUUGUCAAUAGGACAAACUCUGAGUUCCCCUAGUGGGUUUUAUGAGCUAGGCUUCUUCAGUCCUAAUAAUACUCGGAAUCAGUAUAUUGGGAUCUGGUUUAAGAAGAUUGUUCCUCGGGUUGUCGUGUGGGUGGCUAACAGAGAUACGCCAGUUACAAGCUCUGCAGCAAGUCUCACUAUCAGCAUCAAUGGGAGCCUGAUCUUGCGUGAGGGGAAACGAGAUGUUAUUUGGUCAACAGGAGAAGGUUUCACUUCCAACAAAUGUCAUGCGGAGCUGUUAGAUACUGGAAAUCUUGUUGUGAUUGACGAUGUUUCAGGGGAAAAACUAUGGCAAAGUUUUGAGAAUCUUGGUAAUACUAUGCUGCCUCAGUCAUCGUUGAUGUAUGAUAUUCCUAAUGGCAAGAAGCGUGUGUUGACUACAUGGAAAAGUAACAGCGAUCCGUCUCCUGGGGAGUUCUCACUGGAGAUUACACCACAAAUCCCAACACAGGGACUUAUAAGAAGAGGCUCAGUACCUUACUGGAGAUGUGGUCCGUGGGCGAAAACAAGAUUCUCUGGGAUAUCUGGAAUUGAUGCAUCAUAUGUAAGUCCAUUCAGCGUUGUCCAGGAUAUAGGAGCUGGCACAGGAACUUUCUCUUAUUCCACGUUAAGAAACUAUAAUCUUUCAUAUGUUAAAUUAACACCAGACGGGCAUAUGAAGAUCCUCUGGGAUGAUGGAAAAACUUGGAUGCUUCACUUGUCUCUCCCAGACAACCCAUGUGAUCUAUAUGGUAGAUGCGGGCCUAAUGGUUUGUGUGUGAGAUCUAAUCCCCCAAAGUGUGAGUGCGUGAAAGGGUUUGUACCAAAGUCUGAUGAGGAGUGGCGAAAAGGAAACUGGACAAGUGGGUGUGUUAGACGUACUCUACUGUCUUGCCAGGCAGACUCUUCUUUGAAAACAAAAGGAAAGGACACAGAUAUCUUCUAUCGUAUGACCGAUGUAAAGACUCCGGAUCUGCAUCAAUUUGCAAGCUUUCUCAAUGCAGAACAGUGCUACCAGGGUUGUCUAGGCAACUGUUCUUGCACAGCCUUUGCCUAUAUUAGUGGAAUUGGAUGCUUGGUUUGGAAUGGGGAGCUUGUAGACACAGUACAGUUUUUGACUAGUGGAGAGACUCUCUUCAUUCGUCUUGCAAGUUCAGAAUUGGCUGGAAGCAGUCGAAGGAAAGUUAUUGUAGGUACUACUGUCAGCCUUUCCAUUUUCGUGAUCUUGGUCGUUGCCGCAUUUCUGUUGCGGAGAUACAGAGCGAAACAAAAUGAUGCACGGAAGAAAGGUUUUGAACCACAAGAUGUCUCAGGCGUCAAUUUCUUUGAGAUGCAUACAAUACGAACUGCCACCAAUAACUUCAGUUCCUCAAAUAAACUUGGUCAAGGUGGAUUUGGUCCAGUUUACAAGGGAAAGUUGGUAGAUGGGAAGGAAAUAGCUGUUAAACGUCUUGCUAGUAGCUCUGGUCAGGGUACAGAGGAGUUCAUGAAUGAAAUAACACUGAUCUCAAAAUUACAACAUAGAAACUUGGUUCGGCUUUUGGGAUACUGCAUCGAAGGAGAAGAGAAGCUAUUGAUUUAUGAGUUCAUGGUUAACAAAAGUCUCGAUAUUUUUAUAUUUGAUUCAUCUCUAAAGUUCGAGCUUGAUUGGCCAAAGAGAUUCAAUAUCAUUCAAGGUAUUGCUCGUGGACUCCUCUAUCUCCACCGUGACUCACGCCUCAGAGUUAUUCACCGUGACCUGAAGGUCAGCAAUAUUCUUCUUGACGACAAAAUGAACCCAAAAAUAUCGGAUUUUGGACUGGCUCGGAUGUUUCAGGGAACUCAAUAUCAAGACAACACUCGCAGAGUUGUAGGAACUCUAGGAUAUAUGUCUCCUGAGUAUGCAUGGGCAGGGUUGUUCUCUGAGAAGUCCGACAUCUAUAGUUUCGGAGUUCUGUUGUUAGAAAUCAUCAGCGGGAAGAAAAUUUCACGGUUCAUAUAUGGUGAUGAGAGCAAAGGCCUUCUUGCAUAUACAUGGGAUGCUUGGCUUGAAACCGGGGGAUCAAAUCUUCUGGACAGAGAUCUUACUGACACAUGCCAAGCAUAUGAAGUAGCGAGAUGUGUUCAGAUUGGUCUGCUCUGUGUUCAACACGAAGCCGUUGACAGACCAAACACCCUUCAAGUACUAUCCAUGUUUACUUCUACAACAGAUCUUCCGAUACCAAAGCAGCCAAUAUUUGCAGUGCAUACUCUUAACGAUUUGCCAAUGUUAGAGGCUCAGUCUCAUGAGUUCUUCUCUGCAAAUGAGAUAACACAAUCUAUGAUCCAAGGACGAUAAGCCUAAGAUCUUGUUUUCUCACUAGCUACAUAAGUAGUAUAUACUUGUAAAUUUCAUGAGCAUUUCGUUGACCUAAGACAGGUCAUAGUAUCGUUAAAAUAUUGUUAUUCACCAUCGUAAUGAUAAAAAAAUGUAUUUUUGAGGCAUUGUGACUUGAGAGUGUCGUCCUCUUCUCUUGCAUUUUUAUACUUAUUUCGAUGAAAGUCUUCGACUUUGGUUACAAGCGUCGAUACCCAGCUGGAUUAAUCCAAUAUACUUAUCUGGGUAGUAGCUGACUCUUUCUGUAAAGUUACUGUUUUGUACUUUUGGAACUUGUGGGUUAUGCACUGAAUGUGUUCGAUGAAAUGCGUGAACGAGAUUUUGUGACCUUUUCAGCUGGAAGCAAGCGAGUCAAGAUUAUCACUAUUAGCACUCUCAGCUUCUCUGUUUGCUUGGUUUUGGUGCUUGUUGCAUAUGGUUGUUGGAGAUACAGAGUAAAACUAUACGGCAUGGGACUCUUGGAGCGAAACCGGGGGAGUGAACCUACUGGAUGAAGAUCUUGCUGAUUCUGAUUCAGUUAAUUCAGUUGAAGCAGGAAGAUGUGUUCAUAUUGUUCUGCUCUGUAUUCAGCAUCAAGCUAUUGAUAGACCAAACAUCAAACAAGUUAUGUCAAUGCUGACUUCAACAA